This is a messenger RNA of Striga asiatica, 1626 nucleotides long. The record is from the annotation of a GenBank genome assembly. Lineage: Eukaryota; Viridiplantae; Streptophyta; Magnoliopsida; Lamiales; Orobanchaceae.
AUGGUUCGCGCUAUUAGCCUAUCAAGUUUCAGUCUUUACAUUGUCUUAUCGAAUUUCAUCUUCUUUUUUAUCGACAACAACAACACGAAGAAGAAGAAGGAAGAGAAGAAGACCACCACCGAUAGACGAGCUACCGGACGCUAUCUUGAUCUCCAUCCUCGACCGCCUCCCGGUGAAGGACGCCAUCCGUACGUGCGUCCUGUCCCGAAGGUGGGCCCACCUCUACAAAUCCGUUAUCCACCUCGACCUCCGUUGCCACCACCUCGUCUGCCGCCCCUAUUCCCGCACCUGGAUACGCGUCUUGCUUCAACGAUACUUGUUCUUUCUCAACUUGGACGAUUACCCCGAGCCCAUCGGCCCUUUCCGGUGCUGGGAGAUAGCCGGGAUCGCGCCAAAUUAUUUCCGCUCCCGCCGAAAGGGCUCGAAAAUCAGCAGCCUCAUCUUCUGCUGCUUCCUGUCCAAGUCGUACUACGAACGCUUCCCGCAAUUCGUCUCCGCCCACUUGGGAUUCAUUAUGAUGAUUAUUUGAACAACUUUUUCAGGAAACUCGCCGUCCAAUGCUGCUGCGAGUAUUAUAAAAACUCGUGCGGUCGCCCGUUUUCCUGCACCCACCACCUUCCCGAGACUCGCUGCCUCACCCACCUAGAGCUCGAAUCCACAACUCUUAACCCCAACUCUGCAAGUGGGUCCCUUCGCAAUCUCAGGCUGAGUCGAGUCCAGCUGGCGGAGGGCUCCCUCGAGUCCCUCCUCUCUGGCUGCACAGCUCUCCGCGAGUUGAGGAUGAAUUACUGUAGGUGCGCUCCAGGCUAUUCCACCCUUCGCUUCUGUGGGGCCCACAUCAGGCUCGAGUGCCUCGUCAUCGAUACAUGUGCAGGGGUUCGGGAGAUCAAGUUCCACGCGGCCAGCCUCGUCAGCAUCGAGUUUCAUAACCGUAAGCCAGUCGGGUUCGUAUUUCAUCACGUCCCUCGUCUGCAGACACUGCACGUCGACCUCAUCUUGUACAGUAACGUAAUGCGUUACAUCUCGGGGAGACUGCCCUUUAUAUUGCCGCCUGGUCAACUGAGGUCGUUGACCGUGGGUAGCGCGUACGACAUUUAUAUGUUUCAGGUCCCCAGGGAUGCUCCGGCCAACACGUUCAGCAAACUCAGGCGAUUAAGGCUGAGACUUGGUUAUGCAGCUUACAAGUAUAUGAUCUUUGGGAUGAUUCCGUUUCUAAACAUCUGCCCUGUCUUGCACGAGUUUCGCUUAGACACAGAAUAUGUGUACGAUAAUGGCCCGAAGAUGAAGAUGCUGUCAUCGGACACACUAAUCCACACGGAGCUGAAGAAAGUGGAAAUAAACGGAUUUUGUGGGACAAGAAACGAGAUCGAAUUCGCAUCGUGCAUAUUAGAAAACGUAAAAUCUUUGGAGCAAAUGCAGAUAAACAGGUGCCCCAGGUGGGAUAUUAGAGGCAACCAGUGGUGGAUGCAAAAGCCCGAGUGGAGUCAACAAACUCACGAAAAGAUUCUCGAACUAGUGCACGGGCGAAAAAUUUCCAAGAGGGCACGAGUGAUUAUUCGACAUGUUCCUGCUUACGAUGACACUUGGUCGACAGUCGACACAGAUUGUAAUAACUUUGUUCUUUGA